AUCGUUGAUAGCCACUGGGUGCCACACACACUUUGUUUGCCAGUUGUUCGUUUUUUUUUCUCAACAUUUAAUUUUAAUUCAAUAAUACAUCAAAUUGAAAUAAAUAAAAAUAAAAGACUAAUCCAGUUUACAUAUAUAUUUAAUAGAACUAAUAAUGAAAUUUUUUAAUCACUAAUGUUUUCUGGUUGUUGGAACAAUCAAGAGUUGACCUUUCGUGGGUUGAUUACACUGUCAAUUUCACACAAUAAAUCUAAACAUGUCAUUAGGUAAUCAUGUUGCAUUGACACCUUUGGAUGACAUGUCAGCUGGACCUGGUAGACAAACUGGUGGUGUACCACCCGCAAACUGUAUGAAAGUUUUUGUACAAAGAGAUUAUAACCAAGGAACAAUGGUAAAAUUUCAAACGAGAUUUCCACCUGAGCUAUCUGACCGAUUGGAACUCGAGACAUUCGAGUAUACCGUUAACCAGUUAAACAAUUACUUUGCUGAAGCUGAACGUGCAAGUUGUUCAACUUAUUGUGAAGGAUGCUUGGCAUGUUUGACUGGCUACUUAAUAUACAUAUGCACUGAAACACAUUAUGAAAAAUGUUUACGUAAAGUAUCCAAAUUUAUAUGUGAACAAAAUGACCGGAUUUACCGACCGCGCGGUUUGUUAUUAACGGAUCCAACAACACGGGGUUUAAGACUUAUAGAAAUAUCGGUUUUAGAUCGUCCACCAUCGUGACUGCAUGUCAGUCGAUCCACUGAAUUUUUCAUGUGAUUUUAUACAUUACAAUUAUGAAUACUAUGUACUGAAUUAUUUUUAAUAUAUCUCGUGACGCGCAAAUAUAAACAUUACCUGAUGAAUGUAAUCAUGCGAGAUAAAAUAGUAGUAUGAGCAUAAUGUUAAAUUCUUUUUAAUGCAAUUUAUGAUAUGGAAAAUCUCCAAAUGAAUUAUUAUCUUUUUUUUGUUAAAAUGUUUUAAAGAUCAAUGAGUACCAUUUGUAAUUUUAAGAAUUCUUUCUUUUUGCUCUUGUUAAAUGAAUUUUUUCUGUUACUCUUUAACAAAUAUUUAUAAUUAUUCAAUAGAAAUUAUAAAAUCUGUAUUUAUCUUAUCAAACUCAAUAAUACAAAAUAAAAAGGACAUGUUGUAUUAUACCGGGUAAAUUGAAUCAACAAACUAUUUUAAAUAAAUAAUGUUUUUGAUUGAUAUUUUCAACUUAUUUGUUAGAGAUUAUUUUAGCUAUACAUACUUAAUAAUUUCAUGCAUUUUAUAUUCGGUAACUUAUAUAUAAAUAAAAAUCAAAAGAAAAUAUUCUAACCGUCAUGAACAAGACCAGAGAUAAAAUAUUAUUAUAAAUGAUUAUUGUAUAUAGUAUUUAGUAUCAAAGGGUUGGGUUGUUAUACUUAGAUUGAUUUAAAAAUAAAAGUUGAAAAUAAAUUGAUUAGAAUGAAUGUAUGAUUAUGAUAAAUGAUCAAUAUAUAUAAAUAUUUAUGUAUUCUAUAAAAAAAUGCAACAGGGCUCUUGGUCUGAAUUUCUUAAAUGAGAAAAAAAAAAAAAAUCAACCAAUAAAUAAAUAGCUGUCGAGCAACUUAUCGAUCAGUUAGUUAAAAUUUCAAUAAUUGACCAUUUUAAAUUUAUUAUUUAUUUGACUAUUCAAAGUCACAAGUUCUCUUAAUCGAACAAAAAAAAGUCGUGAUUGCGAUUAUGGUGUAAUAUUAUAAGUUUAACAUGUAAGUUCUUAAUGUUUGUUAUAAUAAAUAGAUGAAAAUAAUAAUAAGGUAUAAAAAUAAACAAAUAUGUAUUUUUAAUUUAUUGUGAAAAAAAAAAAUGUAUCAUUUGGCUUGGUUGAGCGUGUCAUCUCAUACAAAAUUAAUAAGUUAUAUAUUUUAAAUCAAUGUAGCAUUCUAUGAAUACAUAGUUUUUUUGUUAGUUUUUAUUACUUUUCAUUUAUCAUCUAUCCGUAAUUUAAAAAAAUUUAACAAAUAAUAAUUCAAUAACUAUUUUUAUUUUUAAUCUCUUUUGUAAAUUACCUUGAAAAAACAAUUAAUGAAAAAAUAAUGAUAAUGUUUCAUUUUUUCUAUCAUCAUGGAGGCCAAUGUUGUAUUCAUAGUUACUCCAAGUACAACCAAUACUUGAGCGAUUUGAUCGAUAAAGAUGAUGAAACCUUAAAAAUAUAUAAGUAUAUUUGCUUAUGUCAAAAUUGUCGGAUGUUCUCAUUUUGUAACAUAAAUAAGUCUUAUUGAACAUUAACAUAUGGUUAUAAUAUUACAAGAAAAAAAAAACAGUGAUUUUCUGUUGUUAAAUAAAAAUAAAUAUAUAUCAACAUAAUUUGACUGUACAAUAUUGGAUUAAAUCUAAUAAUUAAAAGAAUUAAUUUAUUUUUUUUCCACUCUCGUUCAUUAUCAAACGCAACAAUAAUACAUUUAAAAAAUAGAAACAAUAAGACAAUAACCGACGACUAGUUUUACAAUAUAGAUAAUUUUCUUCAAAUAUUUUUUUUUUUUUUGUUGCAUUGAUGAUACAAUAAAAGAUUGUCAAGAACCUUUAAAGCCAUAUAAAUAUCUGCAUCAUGGACAUCAUAGUAAAAACUCACCUUUUUAGACUAGCAUUGACUUAAUUUUUUAAAUAUAAUUCUAACUUUUUUCAAUACUAUAUUUUCGUUUUUU
Messenger RNA from Aphidius gifuensis, 2649 nucleotides. Its product is annotated as golgin subfamily A member 7. Gene Ontology annotation, biological process: peptidyl-L-cysteine S-palmitoylation; protein targeting to membrane. The record is from RefSeq and is a predicted model, not a curated record. Gene Ontology annotation, cellular component: palmitoyltransferase complex. The transcript is spliced from 3 exons. Bases 257 to 724 code for a protein of 155 amino acids. Lineage: Eukaryota; Metazoa; Arthropoda; Insecta; Hymenoptera; Braconidae.